UUCAUGUUUAUUGAAGGUUAAUCGAAGGAAAAAAAGGUUAGCAAGACGAAACAGUGCUAAGAUCUAAUGUGUGUGUGAAUGUAGAGGAUUUAGUUAGGAGAUGUGGGUGUGUACGCUUUUAGGUUGAGGACAAAAAGGGAGCCGGAAGCGAUCGAGGAAUUUAAGAGGAAUGUUAUAAGAAGUACUGAGCCGGGAUUUUUUUUAUUUUAGCGAGUCGCACAGGAUUGACGUCAUCACUGUGAAAAAAGGGAACUAUGGGAAAAGGCUGUAAGGUGGUGGUCUGUGGUUGGGCCUCUGUUGGUAAAACGGCGAUUCUCGAGCAGUUAUUGUACGGAAACCAUACGCCCGGUGCUGAAACAAACGAAACGCAGGAAGACAUCUACGUGGCCUCUGUGGAGACGGACCGCGGCGUGAGAGAACAGUUACGUUUAUACGACACCAGGGGGCUCCAGGACGGCCAGGAGCUGCCGAAACACUACUACUCUGUGGCUGAUGGCUUUGUUCUGGUCUACAGCGUCGACAGUAUGGAGUCCUUCAAGAAAGUUGACGUCCUGAAGAAGGAAAUCGACAAAUCAAGGGAUAAAAAAGAGGUGAUGGUGAUCGUCCUGGGUAACAAGGCGGACCUGCUCGAGCAGCGUCAAGUGGAGCAGGAAGUGGCUCAGCAGUGGGCUCGGGCUGAGAAAGUGAAACUGUGGGAGGUGAGCGUGGCCGAGCGCGGCUCGCUCAUCGAGCCCUUUACCACUCUCACCAGCCGUCUCACACAGCCUCAAAGCAAGUCGGCUUUCCCCCUGCCCGGCCGCAAGAGCAAGGGGACUCCCUCCAACGACAUCUGAGCUCGAGCACCUGCAGCCUCACUGCCACACCAAGACGAUCAGCCGAGCACAUCUGGAUUUCCAGUAAUCAUUAGCAUAUGAUACGGUGGUUUAGCUUUGAGUAAAAGUGGCUAAUAAUAGCAGCGUGCGUGUUUUAAAGCUUACUGUACGUCAGAACAAAAAAGAAAAUAUAUACGGAUGUGGAAUUAAUUCUGUAGUGCUUCCACAAUAGUAAAAUAAGCUGUUUAAACAACCGGGCAUCUAUACAAUACAAUACAACGUGGCCUACAAAGUGCUUUUAAAUAUUUCAAUAUGUGAAACAGAUCUUCCAAUUACAUUUAAAAUGAAACCAGACCUUUAGCCAAGCUUCAUUGAGAUUACACUUUGCAGGGUAGCGUAAAAGAGAUUUUUUAUUUUGUAGCACAAGAAAGUAGUAUUUUGUUUCCUGAGCUGCUCUAGUCGUGAAGGCGAGAGAGUUUUGUGUAGAGAUUUGUAUAUUCAUCAUGGUUUUGCACAACUUUAUGCCCUGGCACUUGUAUGUAAUGUAAUAACUGUAAUCUUAAGGGAAUGACCGGCGAUAACUGUUUUAUUAUUCAAAGCAGUGAUUCUCAAAUCUCAAAACAUCUCACACUUAAAUCAGGGCAGAUUUAAUUAAACGAACUGACAACGCACAAGAUCCAGGUUGAUAUUGAACAUUUCUAAGUCCUACUUUUAUUUCAUUUUUUUUUUUUUAUAUAUUUAUAUAUUUUUGAUUCACUGUUUGAUUCAAGUCUUUUUUUUAUUUUGAUGCCUAUAAAAAUGCUACAUAAUACUGUACUGUAAGAUAUAAAUAUGUUGUAUGUCAUCACUCAAAUAAAGGACA
Messenger RNA from Clarias gariepinus (North African catfish), 1674 nucleotides. RefSeq names its product NFKB inhibitor interacting Ras-like 1 (gene nkiras1). The transcript is spliced from 4 exons. Gene Ontology annotation, biological process: canonical NF-kappaB signal transduction. The coding region runs from base 255 to 833 and encodes 192 amino acids. Gene Ontology annotation, molecular function: GTP binding; GTPase activity. The record is from RefSeq and is a predicted model, not a curated record. Lineage: Eukaryota; Metazoa; Chordata; Actinopteri; Siluriformes; Clariidae.